Callorhinchus milii (elephant shark) is the source of this 764-nucleotide messenger RNA. It is a transcript of the gene tspo, whose product is annotated as translocator protein. The record is from RefSeq and is marked provisional. NCBI's taxonomy places the organism in Eukaryota, Metazoa, Chordata, Chondrichthyes, Chimaeriformes, Callorhinchidae. Gene Ontology annotation, cellular component: mitochondrial outer membrane.
GAGAGAGAGAGAGAGGAGAUCGCAGCCGCAGGUGGAUCCACUGAAAUGGUCAUCAAAAUGCCCCCAUCUUGGGUCUACGCUUUUGGUUUUACUACAUUGCCGUGUGUUGGCGGAGCUAUUGCCGGUUUGAUAACCCGGAAUGAGAUUUCUCAUUGGUACGCGACUCUGAAGAAGCCCUCAUGGUGUCCAUCCAAUGAGAUAUUUGGCCCUGUGUGGACAGGACUGUACAUAGGCAUGGGCUAUGGUUCUUACCUGGUGUGGCAGGACCUGGGCGGAUUCAACAAGAGUGCCUUAGUCCCACUCGGUUUAUACGGAACCCAGCUCAUACUCAACUGGUUGUGGACUCCUAUUUUCUUUGGCCAACACAAGAUUGGUGCCGCUUUAAUUGAAAUAAUCUGCCUGUAUGGUACAGCCGCAGCAACAACUGUCUCCUGGUACUCCAUCAAUAAGACCGCCUUUUAUCUCAUGCUUCCUUACAUGAGCUGGCUGACCUUGGCUUCCGUCCUGAACUACGUCAUCUGGAGAGACAACCGGGAUAAGCAGGAGUAGAAACAUCUCCUUGCUGGCUGCUGUGGAGGCCCAAGGAUCCCAAUCCAGCCCAACCACAAUCUCUAACAAUACCCAGUGCAAGAACAAAUUGCAUUGACCACACUUAAAAUGAUUUUAAAACAAUCGGUGUUUCUGUUACUUUGUAAUUAGUGUCACCUUGAACUCCACCAACUUGUAACCAUUAUUGUUUAAAAUAUAUUAAAAAAACUGAUAUU